This is a messenger RNA of Oldenlandia corymbosa var. corymbosa, 459 nucleotides long. The record is from the annotation of a GenBank genome assembly. NCBI's taxonomy places the organism in Eukaryota, Viridiplantae, Streptophyta, Magnoliopsida, Gentianales, Rubiaceae.
AUGCAGAUACUAGCUGAGGAAAAAUGCAUACCAAUUGCCAGCCUUGAACCUAAACUCCACGAAUGGUGCAUUCGAGUGUUAGUUGCUGAAAAAACUCCAGUAAGAACACUUCAAUCUGGAAAGACACAACUGAAGCUUGUGUUCAUCGAUGACGAGCACACCAAAAUAAAAUGCAUAGUUUUCCAUCCAGAUGCUCCAGAUUUGGACGAAGUUCUGAAAUUGUAUAAAACCUAUUAUAUUGGCAAUGGGAAAAUCAUACCGCUGAAUAGAAAUUUUCCCAUUAUGGUGGAUUACAAGUAUCAAAUGAUCUUCAACAGAAGCGCAAACAUCAAGGCAACUGAAAAAGAAGAAGAGCUUCCAUUGGAUAAUGUUUAUCAGUUGACUCCGUUCGCACAAUUUCCGGAUUUCAUGGGCUCAUCAGAAGACAAAGUUGAUAAAUCUCUCUUUUUUGUACUAUGA